Molecule: messenger RNA, 2801 nt
Organism: Papaver somniferum (opium poppy)
Lineage: Eukaryota; Viridiplantae; Streptophyta; Magnoliopsida; Ranunculales; Papaveraceae
Product: probable LRR receptor-like serine/threonine-protein kinase At4g36180
Exons: 2
Coding region: 56-2758 (900 amino acids)
Molecular function (GO): protein binding
Source: RefSeq, a predicted model, not a curated record
AAAGCUUCUUUAAAUCAAAUAUAUAGGAGUUGAUUUAUUAGUUUCACACUCAUCCAUGAAUUCAUUCUCUAAGACGACUCAAAUGGCAUCCUUCCCUCGUCUUCAAUUCUUCUUCUUUUUAAUGAUCAGCAUCACUCUAUGCCCAUUCUCCACACAUGGAUGCCACGAAGAGGAAAAAAGGGCUCUGUUAGAUAUUAAAUUUAAUCUGGUCGAUCCAUCUGGUCGCUUGUCUUCAUGGCAAGAAAGCACCCAACAUAAAAACUGCUGCAGUUGGUAUGGGAUCGAGUGUUCAAGUGAGUCUUUACAUGUAAUAUCUAUCGACCUUAGAAACAGAGACCUUGAAAUGUACCGUUAUGAUGGUUCCUCUUACCGGACAGCACCAGAUACAGCACUACGAGAUAGUUAUACCACCUUUUGCUUAGAAUCAUCAUCCAUUAAUUGGGUUCGAGGUUUAGAAAAUCUCCAGGUAUUAAGGUUGAGUGGUAUUGAUCUAUUACAGGCUACAUCUUCAAAAGAGAAUGAUGCCCAACAUAUUGCAUAUCUUUGGAAUCUUAGGGAUCUCGAUAUCUCUGAUUGCAAUAUAGCUGGCCCAGUUUUCCCAAUCCAUCAGUUUCACAAUCUUUCCCGUCUAUCCAUUCUCAAAAUGAACCGCAACGAUCAUCUCAAUUCAUCCAUCCCACUACAACUGGCUAAUUUGACAACACUUUCAGUUCUUGAGUUUUCUCAUUGUGAUCUGCAAGGUUCAAUUCCUUAUCUUCCUCAACUUACAGAGCUUGAUGUGAGUGCUAAUCGUCAUCUCAGUUCCGAUCUUACUAGGAUUUUUGAAUAUCCUUGGCCCAGACUGCAAAAACUACAGAUAUCAUCGACGAAUGCAACUGGAUCAUUUCCGAGUUCAAUUUCAAAUGCAUCACUGUUAGUCAGAUUUUCUGCCGCAGAUAGUAAAAUUCAAGGGCCUUUACCUUUUUCAAUCUCCCAUCUAAAAUAUCUAAACUUUCUCGACUUGUCUUACAAUAACAUCCAAGGACCAAUACCUAAAUCAUUUUGUAAGAUUUUUUCCCUUCAGCACCUAAGUUUAGAAGAAAAUAUUAUAACAGGAAUCAUACCAAAUUGCAUCACAAACCUCCGAAAUCUUAGUGUCUUUGAUGUUUCAGGAAAUUUUAUUACAGGAACAGUUUCAUUGAUCUCUUUGAUCAAUGAACUAAACCUCACUUUCCUAGACCUCAGUGCAAAUAAUUUAACAGUAGUUAUAGAUCAACACCUAUAUCCAUCUAAAUUCAUACUAGAGAGGUUAGAUUUACACUCAUGCAAUGUGAAAGGAUUCAUCCCUACUUCCAUUUGUAAUUUCAGCCAUUUGGAGGAAAUGGAUUUGUCUUAUACUAACCUCACAGGAGCAAUCCCUUCUUGCAUCCACAAACUCAUAAAACUCAAUCGCUUAGAUUUUUCUAAGAACAGACUUUCCGGUCCCCUUCCUCUUCUACCUCCAAAUGUUGGAUAUCUUGAUUUAUCAAAUAAUAAACUUAAUGGUGAAAUCUCAUUAGAAAACGGGAAAAGUCUAUCCAGUGUUAGCGUUACCCUUAAUCUUAAUGAGAAUGAACUUUGGGGUUCAAUUCCUUCUUCAUUAUGUUCACAAAAAACAGGAAAUUCAUACACAAUACUUGAGGAGAUUAACCUCUCCAACAACAAAUUAUCUGGGGCAAUACCUUCGAGUAUAGGGAACUGUAGAAAUCUUACUACUCUUAACCUUAGCAACAAUAAUCUAACUGGAAAUGUUCCAAAUGAGAUUAACCAAGCAGAAAAGCUGGAAUAUCUUUAUUUAAGUGACAACAAUCUCGAUGGUGCGCUUCCUACGUUCAUCACAAAACUUAAAUCUUUAAAAGUUCUGGACUUACGAAACAACAAUCUUGAAGGUAUUAUACCCACUGGUCUUGGUUCACAUAGUGACCUUAUGAUUCUUUCUUUAAGGUCAAACAAAUUCAAUGGGUCAAUUCCUAAAGAGAUUUUCCAUUUGCAACAACUUCGGAUACUAGACUUAGCUUUGAACAAUUUCUCGGGUCAAAUUCCAUUUAAGCUAGAAAACUUGACGAGCCUAACAGGUAGAAACAUUACAACCCUGUCUACGUACAAUGCGCAAUAUCAGCUGGUUAUCAAAGGCACUAUGGCCCAAUUUAAGCAGAUGUGGCUCUACAAUUCAGGAAUAGAUCUAUCCUGUAACAUUCUCAGUGGAAGCAUUCCAGAAGAGAUUUGCUUAUUAAAAGAACUAGCUAUGCUGAAUCUGUCCCAUAAUUUUUUCUCAAGCAAUAUCCCAGAAAGUGUCGGCGAUAUGUAUAGUCUUGAGUCUUUAGACUUAAGCUCCAAUAGAUUAUCUGGACAUAUCCCACAAUCAUUGACAGUAAUUGACUCCCUUAGUUUCCUAAGCUUGUCUCGUAAUAAUUUGAGCGGUAAAAUUCCAAGAGAAAGUCACUUUGAUACAUUGAGUGUGGAUGGUUCUGCUUUUGCUGGGAAUGAAUUAUUGUGUGGAUUUCCUUUAGAGAAAGAUUGCAUGGGUAACCAUAAUAUUAGUACUGGUAGUAGCAUUCAUGAAGACGAUCAAGAGGAUUGGAAGGAAAAGGUUUUGUUGUAUGCUAUAGUUGCCAUGGGGUUUGCAGUUGGAUUUUGGGCUUUGUUCUUUGUUUUGCUUCUAAAAAAACAGAAAUGGUGGUUCCCAUAUUGGAGAGCCAUCGAUUCGGUUGCAGUGAAAAUAAUAGAAUGUUUUUUAUAGAAAUUGAUUGUAAUAAAGUGUUUGUUGAAGUUAAGCAUAUUUA